AUGCAGUCCGGUAAAGUGAUGGAAACUUCUAGCUCUUCCACUAGUGCCACCAUAACCCCGACACCCCUAACGCUUUCCAAACCAGCCACAUUAAAGGAAGCGUCACAGGAGCAAAUGGACUCUGAGGAGUUACAUUCCCUCCUGGACGCUGCUGUGGCGAAGUCUGUGAGGCAAGCCAUCUUUACCGCUAUGGGGGCCAUGUCUGAUAAUAUCUCCCAUUUGAUCACCCAUGCACUGAGGUCCACUCAGCUACCACCAGCUCUCACUGCUAACCCCCCAGAGAGUAAACCGGUGGCCCCUACUGGGCGUAAAUCCACAAAAAAGUCUUGCCAUUUGCACAAGGAUGCCUCCAAAACCUUACGUCCUGUGACAGAGCAUGUGGUUGCACCACAACUAAGAGCCCCCCACCAGGCAAAAUCGGUAAGGAACUGGAAGAGGGCAAAAGCCCUGAAUGAAUCGUCCGAAUCUGAUUCGGAUCAAGAGGAGGCACAAAGCGAGUCUGAUGAGGAAGACUCUUAUCACUCCAGUAUUUAUUUUCCGGAGCACAGCUCCUUGACAGUACCUGGAGAAGACCCCAAAGAUUGA
This is a messenger RNA of Pelobates cultripes (western spadefoot toad), 585 nucleotides long. The record is from the annotation of a GenBank genome assembly. Lineage: Eukaryota; Metazoa; Chordata; Amphibia; Anura; Pelobatidae.